AUGGAUCUCCGCCGUGCUUCCUCUCCGCCGUGCCUCCUCUCCUGGUUGAAGCCGCCUUCUCUCCCUGUGACGAAACCUCCUGACCUGUCCGUGAUGCCAUUCCUCCUCUGGUCUAUCUCCCGCUCCGGUGGUCUCUCAUCGGAUUCCAUGGCGCCUCAGAGGACAAGGUGUCCGAUUCUAUGGGUCACACUGCCGGAGCUGUCAGAUCCAGAGUGUGAGUCGCGCUUCUCUCUCCGGAACCCUCCGGAUCCACCGGAUCCUCCAGAUCCACCUGAUGUUGGAGGAUCUAAGCCUCUCACCGUGGUCUCGACAUGGUUCUCUCCACCGCUAUCCCCUCAGCUCCUUCAUAUCCCCUGUCCAUCAGAUUUCCUCUGGCUUCCCUUGCCGCCAAUCAGAUCUGGGCUCCCAGUUUCGCCGGUCUUUUCUCUCCAUCCUUUCCAGGUUUGCUCCUCUCUCCCAGCACGUGUGUGUCUCAUUCUGAUUUGUAUUGAGAUUGUUGGGGAACGAGCAACUUUGGCUUUGGAGUUUCUUGAUAAGUUACCAACAUUACCGAUUGAUUCGGAUCUUAGCGUCUUUGUGCGAAACCUUACUGCUAUAUGCAGUCUCUUCCCAAAUCUCACUUUAGUGAUUGAUAUUUUGAAAUCUAAUUUACCAAAUUUGUGGCAAUUUGGUGUAAAUUUUCUGGAUAUGUUUAAUCUCUAUGAGAUAUUGGAUGAUCUCUCCUUUAUGGAGUUUGUCUCCCUCCCAAAAUUGGUGCUUGGUUUGAGUGGUGUUAUUGCAGGGUGUUGGAGUUCGAAGUUGUCAAACACUUCGUGUCUUGUAGGCUCAGUAGCUUGGUGCUUUGUCACUAUGAAGUUCAUUGCCGUUAACAGGAUUGUUAAACUUGCACUAGAUGCGUUUUCAAUCUUGGGGUUAGGAUUACUUGAUGUAUCCUACAAUGCUCAUGGCACCACUUCAUUUAUUCAUACUAUGGUCGUGGAGUUCUUCCUCGGUUUUGGUGGCUCAAGUGUUUGGUUUGCCCUUAUCUAUGUUGUCGUUUUUGCUGUUAUCUCUAUUUCCGCUUUGUUUAGUGCGGUUCUUUUAGCCAGUUUGGCUUUGUUGUCUUUGGUUUGGAACAUUUUCUCCUUUAAUGGAGAGUAA
This is a messenger RNA of Microthlaspi erraticum, 1140 nucleotides long. The record is from the annotation of a GenBank genome assembly. Lineage: Eukaryota; Viridiplantae; Streptophyta; Magnoliopsida; Brassicales; Brassicaceae.